This is a messenger RNA of Callorhinchus milii (elephant shark), 1086 nucleotides long. Its product is annotated as interleukin-8. The transcript has 4 exons. Gene Ontology annotation, molecular function: chemokine activity; CXCR chemokine receptor binding. The record is from RefSeq and is a predicted model, not a curated record. Lineage: Eukaryota; Metazoa; Chordata; Chondrichthyes; Chimaeriformes; Callorhinchidae. Gene Ontology annotation, biological process: antimicrobial humoral immune response mediated by antimicrobial peptide; neutrophil chemotaxis; inflammatory response. Gene Ontology annotation, cellular component: extracellular region. The coding region runs from base 102 to 407 and encodes 101 amino acids.
AGGAUAUAAAGCGGCAGUUGAGCGGUGAGGAGUCAGAAACAAACUGCAGCCGCACAGCACAGCACAGGGCAGAGACACAGCAAACACCACGUACAGCAAAGAUGGACAGCAAACUGACCGUCACCGUCCUCGCUCUCCUCGCACUAUAUGUGGCUUCUACACGAGCUGCAUCUAUCGGAAGCGCGGGAGGAAGUCUGCGUUGUCAGUGCGUUAAAACAAUGUCUGAGUUCAUCAAUCCGAAGUUCAUGAAGAACAUUGAGAUUGUUCCAAGUGGUCCUCACUGCAGCAAUGCAGAGAUCAUUGUCACUCUGAAAAGCACAAACCGAGUCUGUCUGGACCCACAAGCUCCCUGGGUGAAAAGGAUCAUUAACAGGGUGAUGAAUGGUGCCAAUGCUGAAGGUCACUAAGAAUGUCUAAGGAUGGAGAGAGAGCCUGAAAGCCUCUUGUCACAGUCUCGUUACUACCUCAGCUGUCUUCGUGUUCAGACUUCUUCUCAGCAGGCAGCAAAUGUUAACCUGGUUUAAAGCAGUCUUCACUGAAGUUUAUAUCCAUUGCAUGUAUGUUCUUACUGAACAAUGUAAUUAUCUUGAAAUGUGUUUAUUUUCUCAACUGAGACUAAACUGUGGCCAGCACUUAGGACUGAGAGCAACCGAGGGACUGGAUGCAAAGUAAUAAGCCAACAGCUGGAUCUGUGAUCCUGCUGUUUGCUAGGAUUUUUGUUGUUGUUAUUCAAUGAGAUUUUGUCCCAUAUGUUGUCAGGUUAUGGUGUGACAUGCACAGUUAGUUACUCAGUGGAAAUGUCACUCAGUAUGACAAAUUGUCAGUAUUAUGAUAUUGGUUCGGUCUUUUGAUUUAUUUGGGCUUUUAUUUGCUUCGGUAUUUAUAUUAUGUAUUUAUUCCCUUACAUUGAGAGUGCUAAAAUGUCUACAGAAAAUAAUUUGUUGAAAACUAAUUUAUGUUUCAAAGUAAUUUAUUAAGACAAUAAAUGGAUUAAUUACUAUUUAUUUAUAGUAUUUCAAAUUUGAUAUAACUGUCUGUUAUAUUUGUUACAUCUUGUUUAAAAGGAACAUUGCAGAUUAAAAGUUA